CAACAUAUCCUCUCCAUACAGACAGCUAUAGAAAUACUGCAGCAGUCCUUUUCUGUACCCCUGCAGCAGCAGCUGAUCUCCUCCUCCAUGUAUUCUGCUAGGUACUGUAUAACCCACCCUCCCUGUCACUCAAGCACUGCUCAUCCUGGGCUGUUAGUUGCAGGGAGAAAGCCAGCUCAGAUCAAUGCUUCUUUUGUCUCAAGCUCUCAUCCAGCCACUGUACUGAAGAAUUGCAGAAAAAUAAGGCAUUUGCACAGUGACAGUGACCCACAGAUAUGCAGGCCACCCUGUGAAAUAGUGGGAGGAGCCGCUUCUGCUAGUUUCCUGUUAGUGGGCCUUCUACAGAGUUGAACACAAGUCCCAACGCGAGCUCAGGGAAAACAGAAACCUACCGUGGAGCAGAAGGACAUGCCCAGGAGCCUAGUGAAUGCAAUUUGACCAUCACUACCAGACCAGAUAAAUUUCAUGGAAGGACCUCACCGGUGGAUCUCUAAGAUGUAAUAACAUUUGUGAUCCCUUCAUAGAUCUUCACAGGGUCCCCAACAUUGCUCAUGAAAUCAUGUCAGGACUUGGUCCUUCAGUUGCAUUGCCAGAAGAAAUGGGGAACGGGACUUUUCUGGAAUUAUUCCCCACCUCUCUUUCAACUUCAGUGGAUUCCUCGUCAUCGGCAACCAAUCGUUUAUCAAACGUUUAUGUAUAUGUGUCCAUCUUUCUCAGCCUGCUAGCUUUUCUCCUACUGCUGCUAAUCAUUGCUCUUCAAAGACUAAAAAAUAUUAUCUCCUCAACGUCGUCUUAUCCAGAAUAUACUAGUGAUGCAGGGAGCUCCUUCACUAAUUUAGAAGUUUGUAGUAUCUCCUCCCAGCGGUCUUCUUUUUCUAACCUUUCUUCAUAAGAAAAGAUAAAAUAGAAUUCCUAAAGAAAGGGAACGUGGAAAUAUUGCAUGUGACUCACACCUUUGAUUCUGAAUAGACAUCCCUCAUUCUCUUUGAAAUGAUGCUGCUUUUUAACUCAAUUUUGCUUUUGUCGUUUAUUCGUUUCAUCUGCUCCGUACCCAAUUUCAGUUAACUUGAAUGUUUCCGUUGUUAAAUAAACUUAUAAAGCAAAUGUAGUCCCUCUAAUCAGGCACUCACGGAGAUCAAAACUUUUUAGGUUUAGAACUUUUGAUGUAAACAGCAACCUGAGCUUUUACACCUGCAUAUAACCUACUGCACGAUGUGAAUGUACGUCUGUGAGUCUUAUGUUUGCUGUUAAGAUUUUACAUUCAUGAGUUUUCGGCAGAUAUGUUCAUUUUUAAUAGAGCACAAUUUUGAGAGUA
This is a messenger RNA of Pseudophryne corroboree (corroboree frog), 1315 nucleotides long. It is a transcript of the gene SERTM1, whose product is annotated as serine rich and transmembrane domain containing 1. The transcript has 3 exons. Lineage: Eukaryota; Metazoa; Chordata; Amphibia; Anura; Myobatrachidae. The record is from RefSeq and is a predicted model, not a curated record. Gene Ontology annotation, cellular component: intracellular membrane-bounded organelle. Bases 560 to 892 code for a protein of 110 amino acids.